Messenger RNA from Dermacentor andersoni, 1180 nucleotides. NCBI's taxonomy places the organism in Eukaryota, Metazoa, Arthropoda, Arachnida, Ixodida, Ixodidae. The record is from RefSeq and is a predicted model, not a curated record.
UGUAGAGUGGCCUAAGUUGCGAAUGGGGAGGAACAACGUGUGCGGUGGCUCCUUCCAGUCACCGAUUAAUAUCACGACAAAUGCAACCAUCUUCGACUCUUCCCUGGGCCCGGUCAAGUACACCAAUUACAGUGAACCUAUGGGGAAUGCCGUCUUUGAAAACAACGGGCACACAGUGACGUUGACCCCAGCGAAAGCAAGCAACGCCUCCGUCAGUAUAGACGGCUUGCCCAGCACCUACAAUUUCAAGCAACUGCACUUCCACUGGGGAGACAAGUCCACAGAGGGCAGUGAACAUCAUGUUGAUGGCAAAUCAUACGCCAUGGAGAUGCACCUGGUACAUAUCAACACUGAAUAUGGCAGUGCCAGAGAGGCUUACAAACACCCCGACGGCCUCCUAGUUGUCGGUGUUCUCUUCAAGGUCGAUGGGCGUGAAAACUGGGCACUGAGGAGCGUCGUAACAGCACUGCGUCAGAUGAAUAAGCGAGCUGCAAGGCGAGUGAGAGUGCCUCACCUCGCAUCACUGGUGGACCUUCUCCCGCUGAACCCAUCGCUGUCCUAUCUAUAUCGAGGGUCCCUCACGACACCGCCAUGCUCCGAGGCAGUCAUCUGGGCUGUGCUAAAGAACGAGGAGAAAAUAGGCAAAUCACAGGUGGAGUGCAGGGAGCAGACAGCCUACCAGCGACGUGUCUCGUACGGAAGUCACGAGGAGCCUUCCAGCAGCCGAUGGAGUCAACCAACGGCAUCAGAUGCAGCCCUCAAUAACAAAGCCAUCACGAAGGAACAGCCGUGCGACUUCCACCAGAAGUACGAUGAUAAGCCGCUCACAAGCGAACGGGGUAACACCUUCAACUCCUUGAAGGCGUUCGAUCAGUGGCAGCAGCUCACGGUCAGCGCACUGGUGCUCAGUCAUCUUUAUGGCGUGGAUAACUCCGACAAAUGCUUCCGCGUACGGCAUGCGAGGCUGUCGCUGCCGUACGUCAACCUGUGGUGUCUCGCUUCGCUCUGGGACUUGGACUGCCUGCUUGAUUUCUUCCCGGACGACCUCGGACAGAGCGAGGCGCAGUACCGAUGCCGGAGCCACCUGAAGCUUUUGGAGCUGUUCUUUAACAACAAUCCUAAUAAGCUCCCGCAAGGCGUCGAGAUUGUACAAGGGUAUAGCGAGAGCGUCACGCGAUAG